GGUAAUUAAAUGCUCAGCAAAUUAUUGAGAUCAACAUCAAAAGUGAACUAACACACUGUGAAUGCAUUCAGCAGCAAGGUCAUGAAGGGAGAAUAUGUGAUUGGUAUCGAUUUAGGUACUACAAACUCUUGUGUGUCAAUUAUGGAAUCUGGAACACCCAAAGUUAUUGAGAACGCAGAAGGUAUGAGAACAACACCAUCAGUCGUUGCAUUUACCGCUGAUGGACAAAGAAUAGUGGGAGCACCAGCUAAGAGAUAGGCUGUAACAAAUCCUGAAAACACAGUUUAUGCAACAAAGAGAUUGAUUGGUAGAAGAUUUGAUGACCCAAAUGUUUAGAAAGACAUCAAGCAUUUAAGUUAUUCAGUUGUGAGAGCUUAAAAUGGUGAUGCAUGGGUUAGUUUGAAAAGUGGCUAAACCUAUUCACCAUCCUAAAUUGGAGCCUUUGUCUUAAUUAAAAUGAAGGAAACUGCUGAUGCCUACAUUGGAAAACCUUAAUCAAAGGCAGUCGUUACAGUACCUGCUUAUUUCAAUGACUCACAAAGAUAAGCCACAAAGGAUGCCGGUAAAAUUGCUGGUUUAGAUGUUCUGAGAAUCAUCAAUGAACCAACAGCAGCAGCAUUGGCCUUUGGUUUGGAAAAGAAAGAUAACAAGAUCAUCGCAGUUUAUGAUUUAGGAGGUGGUACAUUCGAUAUUUCCAUUUUGGAAAUUAAUGCAGGAGUAUUUGAAGUUAAAGCAACUAAUGGUGAUACAAGUUGUGGAGGUGAGGAUGUUGAUUCCAUUCUAUCCAAUUGGAUCAGUCAAGAAUUCAAGGCAUAAGCCGGAGUUGAUAUUUAAAAGGAUAAAAUGGCUGUCCAAAGAGUCAGAGAAGCUGCUGAAAAGGCUAAAAUUGAAUUGUCAUCAACAACUCAAACUGAUAUUAACUUACCAUAUUUGACUGCUGAUGCCUCAGGUCCAAAGCAUUGCAAUCUCAAAUUGACCAGAGCCAAACUCGAAUCUUUGACUGAAGAUUUCCUUAAGAAAACAAUCAAACCAACUGAAAAUUGUAUUAAAGAUUCUGGUGUUGAUAAGAGCAAGAUCGAUGAAGUCAUUUUGGUUGGAGGUAUGAGUAGAAUGCCAAAGGUCUAAAAGUUGGUCUAAGAUCUCUUCAACAAACCACCCAACAAGUCAGUCAAUCCUGAUGAAGCAGUCUCCAUUGGUGCUGCCAUUCAAGGAGGUGUUUUGAAAGGAGAUGUCAAGGAAUUAUUAUUAUUGGAUGUUACUCCUCUCUCUUUGGGUAUUGAAACCUUGGGAGGAGUAUUCACCAAAAUGAUUCCAAGAAACACAACCAUCCCAACCAAAAAGAGUUAAACCUAUUCAACUGCUAGUGACAAUCAAACUGUAGUUUCAAUCAGAGUCUUCUAAGGAGAAAGAGAAAUGGCUGCUGAUAACAAAUUAUUGGGACAAUUCGAUUUAUCAGGUAUCCCCCCUGCUCCAAGAGGAGUACCAUAAAUCGAUGUCACUUUCGAUAUUGAUGCCAACGGUAUCGUCCAUGUUUCUGCCAAAGACAAGGCAACAGCUAAGGAUCACUCCAUCACCAUCCAAUCAUCAGGUGGUUUGAGUGAAUCUGAAAUUCAAGAUAUGAUCAAUAAGGCUGAAAAGUACAAGGAUGAAGACAAGAAGAGAAGAGAACUCGUUGAUUUGAAGAAUGAAGCUGAUGGAGCUAUAUUCAACACAGAGAAGUCAUUGAAUGAACACAAGGCUAAAUUAUAACCCAAUGAAGUUUAAGAAAUUGAAAGUGCCAUUCAAAAUUUGAGAGUCCUCUUAACUGAAAAUCUCACUGCCAAUGAUGUUCAAAGACUUAAGGAUGCCGUCGAAAAUGUCAAGAAUUCAGCAAUGAAAAUCGGACAAGCAAUGUAUCGUAAUACCGGUGGUGCAAGUGAAUAAUAACAACAAUAAUCUUCGGAAUAAUAGGGAGAAUAAUAACAAUAAUAAGAGGGUGGAGAAAAUAACAACAAUAAAUAAAAUUGAUAUAUUAUGUUAUUAAUAUUGUACAUUCCUUUAAUAUUGGCUUCUUA
This is a messenger RNA of Paramecium tetraurelia, 2054 nucleotides long. RefSeq lists its product as uncharacterized. The transcript has 5 exons. The record is from RefSeq and is a predicted model, not a curated record. Gene Ontology annotation, cellular component: mitochondrion; cytoplasm. Gene Ontology annotation, biological process: cellular response to unfolded protein; protein refolding. Gene Ontology annotation, molecular function: ATP binding; ATP-dependent protein folding chaperone; heat shock protein binding. NCBI's taxonomy places the organism in Eukaryota, Ciliophora, Oligohymenophorea, Peniculida, Parameciidae.